AUUCAACGUGUUCGUGCGCUAGGGACCUACAUAAUCCUGUACUGCCAUUUGUUGUCAUGAAGGGGUGUUUCAGUUUUACACCGAAAAAACCAUUGGAGAAAAGUUCAAAGAAAGUGUUGAGUAAAAAUCUUUUAAGACACGAGGAUCCAAUAAUUCUUGCCUCUCAAACAGCUUUUAGUGUAAGCGAAGUUGAAGCACUGUAUGAGUUAUACAAGAACAUAAGCAGUCUAGUAAUUGAUGAUGGGCUAAUAAACAAGGAAAAAUUCCAUCUAGCUUUAUUCGAGAAUAAGAAGAAAGAUAAUAUAUUUGCAAACCGGAUUUUUGAUCUUUUCGACGUGAAACAGAAGGGGACUAUAGAUUUUGGUGACUUUGUUAGGUCACUUAAUGUGUUCCACGAUAAAGCCCCAAGAGAAGACAAAAUUAGUUUUUCAUUCAAGCUUUAUGAUAUACACGGAACAGGAUUCAUUGAACGCCAAGAGGUUAAGCAAAUGUUAAUUGAAUUGCUAUGUGAGGCUGACUUGAACCUGGCUGAUGAAGUUAUCGAGAAAAUGCUAGAUGAUACAUUUUUAGAAGUUGAUAAAGACGGGGAUGGAAGAAUAAACCAAUCAGAUUGGCACAGUUUUGUAAACCGAAAUCCUGCAUUGUUGAAGAUUAUGACUCUUCCAUAUCUAAAGGAGAUCACUACAAGUUUUCCAAGUUUCAUAUUCCAUUCUGAAGUUGAAAAUGUCUAGUAGUUGGUCGUAUAGCAUUACACAUAGAGACCACUUGUAAUUGACCA
Erigeron canadensis is the source of this 778-nucleotide messenger RNA. RefSeq names its product calcineurin B-like protein 1. The coding region runs from base 57 to 731 and encodes 224 amino acids. Gene Ontology annotation, biological process: calcium-mediated signaling. NCBI's taxonomy places the organism in Eukaryota, Viridiplantae, Streptophyta, Magnoliopsida, Asterales, Asteraceae. The record is from RefSeq and is a predicted model, not a curated record. The transcript is spliced from 9 exons. Gene Ontology annotation, molecular function: kinase binding; calcium ion binding.